Messenger RNA from Zea mays, 4169 nucleotides. RefSeq names its product Protein VASCULAR ASSOCIATED DEATH 1 chloroplastic. The transcript has 16 exons. Gene Ontology annotation, biological process: negative regulation of programmed cell death. The record is from RefSeq and is a predicted model, not a curated record. Bases 2248 to 3816 code for a protein of 522 amino acids. NCBI's taxonomy places the organism in Eukaryota, Viridiplantae, Streptophyta, Magnoliopsida, Poales, Poaceae.
UUUCUGCUCGAAACCUUAUGAUGAAAAUGAAUACUUCCUGGCGUGGUUUCUGGAACUGGGGGACAAUAAGAUUUAUGUUCGGCAGGGGUAUUAGCGCGGGCUCAUUCCGAAUGGUGAGCUACAGGGGCUCGAAGGUGGAUCUGGGACGAACGGAUUAUACUGGUUCAGGCCGAAGCCCUAGUCCAGAGUAGUGCUGACAGUAGUAUUGCUUGGGACGUGUUACAGCUGGGUGCUUGUGUGAAGUUGUGUGUUAUGGGAUGCCCUUUGGAUGGAGGUUGUCUUGCCCUUUUAUAGUCCAAGGGGUAGACAUUACAAUGAGGAUUAGUAUUCUACUGGGGUGGAGUUCGGCCUCCUGUUUCUGGGCCUCGUAGCCCCUGUGGUCUCACCUGUUAGGUCGUGUUUCUCCGUACCUCUAGUAUGGCGUCGAGUCUCGUUCGCCUUCAUGUUGCUAGUCCUAUUUAGACGUGGCGGUGUUUGGUGGGUUCUGUUGAGUCAGCUCAAGGCGUGGCUUAGGGAUGUCUUCGGUACAGCUUCAUCUUCCGUCACCCCUUAGUGUCACCUUUCAUCAUGCGUAGACGUCCAUCUGGUAUGGCGUAUUGCUCCGUCCCUUCCGACGUAUGGGUCAUUAUAGAGCGCAGGAAUAGGUUGCGGCGUAGGCUGAAGUGCUACUGCUCGCCGUACCCUUGCCUCAUCUAAUCGGGGCAGAGCGUAGGAGUAGGAUGCGACGUAGGCUGAAGCGCUACUGUGUGUAGGGAUGCUCUGGCGACGUCGUCCUGUCCUUUUCGCCUGUCACCCUUCGCGUUGGUACCUCGCGCACUACAAUGUGGGCCAUGAUGGCAGCAGCCCACGCAAUGCAGAGAGUCAAAGGCCCCGCCUCGGUAACGUGCGAGCCACUGUGUGGUCCGUGUACUUCGGUCAUAGAGCCCGCCGUUGGAGUGGGCAUGUAUGUGUCUUGUCCGCAGUUUAAUGUUGUGGCACAUUGUACUCCGGAGGUCGAGACCGGGUUUUCCCGGUGGUCCACGCUAUGUGUCGCAGGAUAUGCGGCAGCGCCGGGCUUCGCCUGGUGAGGGGAGCAGCGGUCGACACCUCUCUUCCUUGUAACAGCUCCUUUAUGCCUCCUCGCCUGGUGAUCUGUAAAAAAGGCGUCCCUGCGGCCUCGUUAUGGUGCUCAACAGCGUAUCUAUGGGUCGUCGUUCCUAGCGCUUUCAAUCUUCUGGAUUAUGUUUCUGAACCUCGUCAAGCAGGGUCUCAGGACCUGCCCCUCGACUAGGAUAAGGCCUAAGCCUUUACGGGCAAGCCCUAGGUUCUGGAACAACCAUUCUUGGAUGGCGGAGUGUGCGGGCUUAGGGUGCUGGACCAGGCUAAGCGGUUACACGACUCUGGAUCACCAUUGAGAAUGUGUUCUUCUCCCCUCGGACCUAGCCCUUCACGACUCGGGCCUUACCCGUUACAAGGGAGGAUCUCGAAACAGGGUGACAAAGUUGAAACAUAAUCCAUGUUUCAUGAAUGCGAUUAGAAAUCGGAUCCCGCCUCGGGUGCUACUUAUAAUUAAUCCUUCAAUAGUAGUGCUUAUUCUAGCCGAUCCUAGUUUGGAGCAUCUCCUGAGUUUGGAUGAGGUCCGGACCUCUGAGUAUUCAUUCCGAAGUACUCGGUAAGCUGUUCUAGGGUGGUGGGGUGUGUUGGCUUAGGGUGCAGGACCAGGCUAAGCGGCGUAUGGGUCAUUGUAGAGACCCCAAUGCUGAGGUCUCUAUGGCUGGGAUUGUCCGACCCCACUGGUCAGCGGGGACACAUAUCUGGCGUCGUGCUUGAUAGACCCUUCGAUACCGCUUCCACGGUCUAGACGUGGCUCAAUAAUGUCCCAUCGUGCCGACGUGGCUUGAUAGUACCGGGUUGGCUCUUCCUUUCAGCAGGUUGUCGUCUUGCUGGGUUGCUCGGCAGUCUCGCCUCGCUGGAUUGCUCGGCGGACAGGUUGGUCGGCAGUCCCGCCUUGCUGGGUUGCUCGGUAGGCAGGCUGGUCGGCAACCCCGCCUCGCUGGGUUGCUCGACAAACAGGUUGCUCGACAGCCCCGCCUCGUUGGGUUGCUCGACGGGUAUUUGUUCGGUAGGCGGGCUGGUCGGUUUGGCGGGCCGUCCCGGGGGUCCUUUUAGACCUUCACGCCGAGCUGCUUGGCAGGUGGGCCGCCCAGUUCGUGGGCCGUCUUUGGGAGGCCUUCGGUCCUUCUUUGGGUACCCUGUUCUCAGGGGCAUAUGUAUUUAUUUCUUCACCAUAUAUGCUUCUACUCUAACAUAUUUGGAUAUGAGACUAAGAAAACAAUACCUUUGCAAGAGGUAACAGAUGUUCGUAAAGCAAAGACGGCUGCCAUUUUUUCUAAUGCCAUUGAAAUUGUUGCUGGUAGUAGAAGGCACUUCUUUGGAUCUUUCUUGUCACGUGAUGAAGCCUAUCAAAUUAUAGUAGAUGGCUGGGAACAACAUGUUAGUAAUGCAAGAUUACUCCUUGAACGUCAGGAGACAAAGUCAGCUAGUAGCAGUGAAGAAAAUGGUUAUGUUUUAUUGGAAGGAGCAAAGGAACCUAAACAAGAUGAAGAUUCAUCACCGCUGGACAGGUCUGUCAAUAGUACGGCUGUCUCCAGUGGUAGUGCUGAUGGUGGUGAUUCGAACAUCAACAUUUCCAGAAGGUUUUCAAAUGUUGAGGAGAAUGGACUCGAAGACAACAUCAUCACACUAAACCCAUUCAAUUUGGAGCCAGUUGAUGAUACUCCUAGUGUACCUGAAUCUUACACUUCGGUCACGGAGUCAAAGUUUCAGGUGCCUGUGGAGGUUCUUUUUAAUUUGUUAUUGUCUGAUGGUGCUUUUGGCUUUUUGGAUGAUUUCCACAAAAAUUGUGGUGACAAAGAAUUUAGUUGCUCCAAAUGGCGUACAGAUGAACAAGGGGGACUUGUAAGGGAUGUCUCAUUUUUGCACCCAAUAAAAAUUUAUCUUGGUGCAAAAUUUGGGACUUGUCAAGAGGUCCAGAAACUUCGUCUUUACAAAAACAGGCGUCUAGUGAUUCAAACCUCUCAGUCAAUAGGUGAUGCCCCAUAUGGGGACCAUUUCACUGUAGAGGGCAUCUGGGAUGUUGAACAAGAUAGCCUAGAUGAGAACUGUUGUUACCUCAGGAUAUAUAUUAAUGUAGCCUUCUCAAAGAAAACAAUAUUUAGAGGGAAAAUAGAGCAGUCAACAAAAGAUGAAUGCCGAGAAGUUUUCAGUCUCUGGAUUAAGCUCGGCCAUGAUCUUUUGAAGCAGGAGUAUGAUCGAUCAAAAGGCACUUCCAGCACAACUGAUUCUGGUGCUCAAUCAGGGGCUAUAACGAACGAGGAAAAUACCGGGGAAGUAGCAGUACCCAUGGUGAGUACCUCACAGGAUGUAUCUGGUGCGAGGAGCCUCAUUCCUCCUUUUCAAGAUCCCCAGCAGAGAACAGGAAGAGAUUCUUCCAUCGGGUCCACUUCACAAGAACUGUGGGGUUCACUAACGUCACACAUGAGAUCAAGCCAACUUGGUCCAGUACUAGCAGUGGCGCUGGUGGCUAUCAUUGUCCUAUUGCAGGUAACCAUCAUAGUUCUGCUAACUAGGUCCCCCCAGGUCCAGAUGGCUCCUCACGGGAUCUCGACGGGCAGUUUCGGGUACAGCAAAGAAAGCAUGGAGUGGGCGCAGAAGCGCCUCAGCCUACUCAGGGAGGAGAUGCAGGUGGCUGAGGCGCACAUGGAGAGGAUGAGGCACGAGUUUGCCUGGCUCAGAUCUUACCUGGAGGGACUGGAGAGGCUGAGGCGCCGCACAUGACCGCAGCGCGUGUACACGACAGGGGCACGAUUCCGCGAUGCGGAUUCGUUGGUAUACAGUACGAACUCGGAGACGUUGUUCAGGUUUCUUCUUCUUCUGUGUUGCUACAGACCGUACAGAUGCAAACGGAGAGCUGGUGCCGUGGUGGUGGUGUUGCAGAGGUAUUGCCGUAAGGCAGAACUGCCAGAUCCCGGUACAGCAUUCAAUGUAAAUAGCUGGGGGACGUGUCAUUGCCAUGACGAUACAGCGGCGUGAUGUUAGAAACCUCGCACUACUUUUUUUUUUCAGAAAGUAAAAAACUUUUUGUGGUUUAUGUAUUGCUCGGGUGGCAAAAGGAAAUGUGGUUUUCGAUC